AAAACCUCCCAAAAUAUGCAGUUCUUCAACUUCUUUUCCCUUUUCCUUUUUGUGUGUUUCCUCUUUUUGUUAAUUAAAUGGAAGAAUUCCAAUAGCAAAACCAAAAGAUUGCCUCCAGGUCCAUGGAAAUUACCUUUAAUUGGAAGCAUGUUUCAUUUGUUAGGUGGACUUCCACAUCAAGUCCUUAGAGAUUUAGCCAAAAAAUAUGGACCAAUUAUGCACCUUCAACUAGGUGAAGUUUUUCUAGUUGUUGUUACUUCUCCUGACAUGGCCAAACAAGUACUAAAAACUCAUGACCUCGCUUUUGCAUCUAGGCCCAAGCUUCUAGUUGGCGAGAUUCUCUUUUAUAAAGGGACCGAUAUUAUCUUUUCCCCCUAUGGAGAUUAUUGGAGACAAAUGCGUAAAAUUUGUCUAUUGGAAUUGCUUAGCGCCAAAAAUGUUAAGUCAUUCAGCUCUAUUAGACAAGAUGAAGUUCUUCAUAUGAUUGAGUUUUUUCGAUCAUCUUCUGGUGAGACAGUUAAUGUAACAAAAAGGAUUUAUCAAUUCUCGAGCUCUAUGAUCUGUAGAUCAGCAUUUGGGGAAGUAUUAAAAGAGAAAAAUAAACUUAUAGAACUCGUUAAAGAAGCAUCACGUUUAAUGGAAGGAUUUGAUGUGGCUGAUUUAUUUCCAUCACUAAAAUUUCUUCAUGUGUUAUGUGGAAUGAAGGGUAAAAUUAUGGAUGCUCACCAUGCAUUAGAUGCCAUUCUUGAAAACAUCAUCAAUGAGCACAAGAACAAUGGUGAAUUAGAAGGUGAAGGUUUACUUGUCGCAUUGCUAAGACUAAUGAAGGAGGGAGGCCUUCAAUUUCCAAUCACCAAGAACAAUAUCAAAGCUAUUAUUUUUGACAUGUUUUCUGGGGGAACAGAGACUUCAUCAACAUUAAUUGAUUGGGCCAUGGUGGAAAUGAUGAGGAAUCCAAGUGUACUUUUGAAAGCUCAAGCUGAGAUAAGAAACACUUUCACAGGAAAAGAAACUUUUGACGAAAAUGAUGUCGAAGAAUUGAAUUACCUUAAGUUGGUUGUCAAAGAAACUUUCAGACUCCAUCCUCCAGGACCCCUUUUGAUCGCAAGGGAAUGUAGGGAAGAAGUAGACAUAAAUGGCUAUACUAUUCCUUUGAAAACAAAAGUUAUGGUUAAUGCAUGGGCUAUCGGAAGAGAUCCUAAAUAUUGGAUUGAUGCAGAGUGUUUCAAACCUGAGAGAUUUGAGCAGAUUUCGGUAGAUUUUAUUGGUAACAGUUAUGAAUUUCUUCCGUUUGGUAGUGGAAGGAGGAUUUGUCCAGGGAUAUCAUUUGGUUUAGCUAAUAUUUUUUUCCCACUAGCUAAAUUGUUGUAUCACUUUGAUUGGAAACUUCCUAUUGGAAUCAAUCCAAGUGAUUUGGACUUAACUGAAUCUGCUGGAAUAACAUGUGCUAGAAAGAGUAACCUAUACUUGAUUGCGACUCCUUAUCAACCUUGUCAAGAGUGAUGCCAUGGAAUCAAAAACGUUAAUAAAGGACUUUGCCUUUUAUAUUUCCAUGGCAAGCCAACCAUAGUACUUUCAUUUUCGAUUUCACCUCAAAUAAAUGAUUCUUAUCAUACUAGAUGAUGAUGUCAUUAUGUUCGAGUUAAAGAAUAUAUUUAUAUUAUCUU
Molecule: messenger RNA, 1667 nt
Organism: Solanum verrucosum
Lineage: Eukaryota; Viridiplantae; Streptophyta; Magnoliopsida; Solanales; Solanaceae
Product: premnaspirodiene oxygenase-like
Exons: 2
Coding region: 16-1503 (495 amino acids)
Molecular function (GO): iron ion binding; monooxygenase activity; oxidoreductase activity, acting on paired donors, with incorporation or reduction of molecular oxygen
Source: RefSeq, a predicted model, not a curated record